Messenger RNA from Pseudopodoces humilis (Tibetan ground-tit), 833 nucleotides. The record is from RefSeq and is a predicted model, not a curated record. Lineage: Eukaryota; Metazoa; Chordata; Aves; Passeriformes; Paridae.
AUGGGCGUGACCAAACCCCGGUCGCGGCGCUGUGGGCGUGGCCAGCGCUCUGUGGGCGUGGUGGACUCUCCCCGCCGGGGCUGCCUGAUCCAGUUCGAGGACAAUUCCCAGUUCUUCGUUCUCUGGAAAGACAUCAGCCCCGCCGCCGUGCCCGGGGACGAGCCCUCGUGCUGCGUCUGCGCCGGGAAUUCCCGAAAUCCCGAAAACUCCCUGGUUCGAUGCGGGAAGUGCGGCCACGCGUAUCACCAGCGCUGCCACGUGCCCCCUCCCCCCGGCGGCGCCGGGCCCUGGAGCUGCCGCCGCUGCGUCUUCGCCGUGGCCACCAAGCGCGGGGGCGCGCUCCGGCGGGGCCCGCAGGCGCGGGCGAUGCUGCGGAUGAAGUCGGCGCUGCCGUACGCGCUCGGGGCCCUGGACUGGGACCCCCCGCACCUGCACAACCUCCAGCACUGCUACUGCUACUGCGGCGGGCCCGGACACUGGAACCUGAAGAUGCUGCAGUGCUGCCGCUGCUGGCAGUGGUUCCACGAGGCCUGCACCCAGUGCCUCUCCAAGCCGCUGCUCUACGGCGACAGGUUUUACGUCUUCGAGUGCAGCGUCUGCCGGGGGGGAGCCGAGAGCGUGCGGAGGCUGCCCCUGCGCUGGGUGGACGUGGCUCACCUCCUGCUCUACCACCUCAGCGUCUGCUGCAAGAAGAAAUAUUUCGACCUGGAGCGGGAAAUUCUUCCCUUCGCCAAUUCCAACUGGGACGCGCUGCUGCUCGGCCCGCUUUCGGGCACGCCGAGGUCGGAGCGGCGCGGGCGCCUCCUGGGGGCCCUGAGCAGCCACAAGGAGAG